Molecule: messenger RNA, 1529 nt
Organism: Nylanderia fulva
Lineage: Eukaryota; Metazoa; Arthropoda; Insecta; Hymenoptera; Formicidae
Source: RefSeq, a predicted model, not a curated record
CGCAAUUACAGAAAGUGCCUGAUGUGUGUCUGUUUAACUUUCCCGCCUUGAAAGAAGAAGAAGAAGAAGAAAAAGCUUUCUCGCCGGCUUCUUCGCAUCCACUUUGUGUCUUGUGUGUGAUUUGAAUAGUGUUUACAUCAUUUCCAAGAUAUCAAGAAAAUACCAAGAAAAAUCGAAGGAGAUUUUCCAUAUACAGUUUGAAUAGUAUUGGGUUCAGAAAGGAUCUUUUAUGUAUUUUCGUUAAUUUAGUUACAAUGGAUGACCAAUAUGCUAUAGUAGAAUUUAACGAUGGGCUGCAAAUGAUACCUUCUUCUUGGUUAACUAAAGACAAGAAACAGGCAUAUUGGCCUACUUUUACAUCAACUGAACGAUUUUCCAAAGCUGUACAAAAAUGUAUACCCAAAAUGGACUCUUGGCCGCUGUAUGAAGUUAAGAGAAUUUUAGCAACUGCAAAUAAAUACGAAACAGGAAUGAUUAAACUAAAAAAAGCAGAAUUUAUAUCAGAUAUAAAUUCUGAAAGUGAUGAUGAAACAUCAAAAAGAAAUAGAAAAUAUAGAGCAAAAACCGUUCUUAGUAGCGAUGAAAUAAGUUCAAAUGAAGAAGAAAAUAUUGUCAAAGUACCAUCUUAUCCAAAAGUGCCAUCUUCAAAAGUACAAAAGAAAAAUAAUAAUAUGGAAUCAAAUAAAAAUCCAGUAAAUAAAAUAUUUAAAAGCAAAGAUGUAUUAAAACAGAUAGAAAAUGAAAAUAUUAAUCUAUCAACAACUACACCUUCAAAGAAAAGUAUAGAAACAAAUAUACAUUUAAAGAAAACAAGUGUAGAAAGACACGAUUCAAUUAAUAACACAGAACAUGAUUUCAAUCAUAAUAUAAAAAGUGCACACGACCCUCAAGCUUAUUUUAAAACUGAUUCUGUUAAUACUUAUGAAACAACUGGCACGAAUUGGUGGGACAGACAUUAAGUCAAUAACAUUUAACAUAUUACGACGAAUUAUGAGCGAUUCAGUCGGAAGUAUGUUCAGUUAUGUUGGAGGAAAAAAAAAGUAUCCAUUCUUUGAUUUAUAUCUCCGAAAAAUUAUAUUUGGUGCAGUAAGAAUUUACUUUCCGGAAGCUACUGAACAAAAUAUUUCACAGCCCAUCAAAUCUUGGUUGAGACAUGCAAACGAACGUAGUAAUAAGAAAAACUUAAAUAAGUCAAAGAAAUCUUUGAUGCAAGAAGAUGAAAACCAAUCUAAUAUGGAACAGCAUGCAGAUAGACGUCCACAAAAAGAAAACAUGGAUAAGAGAGCAGAAUCUGUUGCAAGGGUCUGUUUGCAAGAAGACAACCAAGAAGCAGAUGAUGAUGAUGGUGAUGAAACGACUUUAGACGACUUAAUUGGCCCUAAUCUCUUUUAAAUAAUAUGUAUAGGCUCCGAAGUUAAUCACUUACCAUGUGCAAAAAAACUUUUCUAUUUGGUUUAAGUAUUAUUUUUAGUUAAAAUCUACUCAUCUAUGUACACAUGAUGGAUGUUGUCUACUUAAUGUAGUUUUUC